UUACUCUUUCUCAUCUUUCUCAUCAUGCUAUUUCUCUCCUCAUUCACUCAUCUACACUUUCUAUCAACAAUUUAGGUUCACCCUUGUAAAUAGUGUCACCUUUGAUAAAAUUGACUGUAAAUCCAGUCUCUCAUUGCGCCUCGCAAUCAAUCCAUUUGUUGUCUGUCCAAGUUAAUCCACUCAACUUCAGUAACCUUCAACCAUCAAACAAGCAUUUGACCACAGUUAUUAGCCAUGAUUAACUUUUAAUUGCCCACUAUUAGCUUCUCAUAAUCAACUGUCUCUUUAAUCUGGUCAUUAAAACACACCGAGUCUCCAUUCAAGACACAGACUAAAACGUCUAUACUUUGACUUGCUUUUAAAUCUGUUAACCAGCCAACAGACAUCAAAAUGUUUACACCUAAAAGUGGAUCAUCAAAUACACCUGAAGUACCAAAGAGACGCAAUCGUAAAGAUAUCAGCAGAUCGGGACAGGAUUUACACCAAAUGAGUCAAAAAUAUGACAGAGAUGCAUUCGCCUUCAAUCAUUACAUUGGCUUCUUGAGGCAACCAUUGAAAAGACACCUUUCUUCGGACAUAAGUUACCUCGUACCUUCAAUGCAACUUCCAGUUGUUCAAAUAAGUUCAUCAGAUCAGACACCACAAACAGCAAUGAAUUACAAUACUAAUAAUACUCCAUCACCACUAAAUUCAUCUAAUGAUCGACCUCCUUUGGCUGUGAGAUACGAGACAAGUAAUACUAGAAGCAAUCAAGAGCCAAUUUACUCAGCUCCAAGAAGACAGAGAUCCUUUAGGAAACAACGAUCUCUCGAUAAUCAAACAAAUGAAGGGCAACUUAUUUCCACUCCGGGUCCAAAUGAAUCAAACAACCAGUCUGGCAGUUUAUCAGUGGCAUCAUCAUCAGUUCCUCAUUUACCAAUGACAACUCAACUCCAAAUUCAUCAACAGCCAGAGACACCAGCUUACACAUUGAAACCAAUUUCUGCAUCAACUGAAGGUUUAAUUCAACAUAUUAUUUCUCAACAAUCACAAAUUGAAAGAUUGUCUAAACAGCAAGAUUUUUUGACUCAACAGUUGCUUCUCUCUCGAGAUACUUCCCAGGAUGCUAAAAGACGUGGACAUUCUCGUGCAAGAUCACGGUCAACAUCGUCUAAAAACACUCAUGGUGGCAGUUCAACAUCAUUAGAGCAAGUUAAACAUCGUUCAUCUUCCCGUGAAAAGAUUCAAGAGCAGUUACACGCUCAACAGGCACGAGUACAGCAACAUAUUCAACAAUUAGAAGCUCAGUUGGAGUUGAUUCGAGAUAUACGGACUAGUUCAAGACCAAGCUCAAGAUCACACUCAAGAGAGGCAUCGGUUCGAUCAAGUUGCCCUCCUGAUGAUAAAAACUACUCACGAAGACCUUAUUCAGCUGAUCCUAAAUGGCUUGACUCGAUUCCAUCACAAUCAGAUCAAACAGCUUCCUCAAAAAAGUCCACCAAUGUAUCAAAUAAAUUUUCAACUCAAUCCAAGGCUCGAGAUGAACAUCAGCCAGAUGAUUUCAAAGACAUUCAACAACCAGAACAAUCUUUAAACAAACCUCGACUUAUAUUGACAAAUCCAUCAGAGGAGAGUAAAGAUGAUUUGGAUGAAAAUCGUGUAUCUGAUAACAGUAAUACCGGGUUAGUUGUUAAUCGUCCAACUCUUUUGGAUCAAGAUGAUGGAAUACCUUUCAUGGAUGAAGAGUUGAAUGAUGAACGUGAUGACGGUGCAGAUGAAUCUGAUGAACUAGAAACUGUGUUUGAAUUUGAACGAAGCAAAUCACCUAAAGGAGGUUACAAUGAGGAAAGGAAUGGCGCUUAUAAGUGCGAAGAGGAUGAUGAAUAUGAAGAUUGGGAAGAUGAUGAGAUUGACUUUUACUCUCAUGAUGUUGGGGAAUCGCCAGAAGCCGAAUCUGAUCCAUGGGCACAGCUAAUGGAGGAAGAUAUAAUGAGAGCAAGGACAGAAAUGGAUAACCAAAGAAGCUUAAUGGAAAGACAAGAGAUGGAAUUGGCUGAACAAAGACAACAAAUUUUGAUUAAUUCAAACCCAGCGAGACAACAGCUAUCUGCACCAUCACCGAUAACUGUUAAUAAAAUGAACUCUAAAAGUAUAGCAAAUCAGAAUCUGGUUGAACAAUCACGAGUUAGUCAACAAAGCAAUCAGUUCAAUGUUACCGGAGAAACUUUUUUACGACCAAAUGUAAAUUUAAUCCCUUCACCAGUGUCACCACCUCGGUCACCAAGUCCAAUACCAUUUUCAAUGAGAAACGAAACUAAACAGCAACCAAAAUUAGACUCAAGACACAAUUAUCAAGCUCAGUUUGAGGCCAAACAGACUCAGGGAAAUAUUUUCAAUUUUGAUCAAGCUAGUAUUCAAUCAUUUCAACCAACAGUUCAUGUUAGUAAUCAACAGCACAGGUUGUCGCCGAAUUAUACUCAGCCUGGAAUGACUAAGGUUGAUCCACAAAUUAAUAGAUCUAGAUCGCCUGUUCCAGAAAAUUUGAAUAGUCUUGAGUAUAACUACAAUGUACCACCUAAAAUAAUUGAUAGACAAAUAUCGACACCAGUUCCAUAUAAUCAUCAAUCCACUGGAAAACCAAUCUCAUCACCUGAUUCAAACUAUCUUAAGAGACCAUCUCUUGAGAAUCAACCAACUGAUUUAAUGGCCCAAUCGUCAAUCCUGAGAUCAAAAAUGAUUCAACCUUCGGCCAGUCUAGCAUCAUCUUCAAAAAAUAUUAAACCCAAAAUCAAUCAACACAACUUGAUGCAAACAGCAAACUUAAAACAACCUGCAGCUCCUCCAAGGCGUAAACCUGUAACUCCAAGAUCACAAUCGCCGAUUUUUGGCUCAUCCAAUGCUUCACCUUCUUAUAGAAUACAAACGAACAAGAAUCGAAUGGCAGAUCAAAUGUUAAGUCAACCUAAACGACCACAGCGAGCUCAUCCUAUGGAUCAACCUUUCAAUCAAUCUACUUUUAAUCAUCAAACAAACUCUACUAAUUUGGAUGGACGAUACUCUCCGAGAGUUUACUCACCUAAAACUAUGCAAUUAACAGACAAUCGAUCAGACACAGUAUUUAGACCCAUAUCAACUAAAAGUCAACCUAAACCAACACCAAUGAUUAGAAUUGAUCCCGCUCAGAGUCGAUCCAACCUUAACCUUUCAUCGUCUUUCACUAACUUAGCGAGAAGAUCACCAAGCCCACAACCACAAACAGUCAAAAAACCUUUUGGUUCCUCUUUUAUACAACGUAUAAUGGGUAACAGUGAAAAACCAGAAAAGCCACCAAAACUCGAAAAAUUCGAACAACAGCAAACAUUAUCACCCAUUGACCGUCCAAUGUCACCUUCUGGUCACACUCUUAAAAUCGAUAUGCAAACAAUUAGAUCAAAUAGAUCACGAGCAUCUUCACCAGCUCCACCUAAUAAGGAAAAAUCACCGGUACCUAAACCAGCGAGAAAAAUAUUCAACAAUAAGGAAACAGUUGAAGCAGGUUCCUUCGUUGACCAUUUUAAUCAUUAUUAUGCCCCUAAUACUGAGAAACCUCGUCGUCCAUUAAGUCAACAAUUUACAAAUAUAUCAACGGGCGACUUGAACAGAAUGGGCCGGUCAGUCACUCCUAAUAGAGAUGUCAACAGCAAAAUGGAUAGUGAAGGAAGACUGAGACGAAGUGGUUCAUCAAUUAGAAAACCAAACAACCAAAGUACAGCCAAUGCUUUAAUUGAUGCGCCAAUCCAUUUUGAGAGACGUCAAACUUUGCCUGAAAUAACCGCAGGUCUAGGCAUUGCGGAUUCAACAGCUAAAGAAGAAGCUAUUUUAAGAAACAUGGCUGGAAAAAAGAAACAUUCACUUCCUCAAGAUGAUUUACAUGAGGUUCCAAUGUUACCGGGAUGGGAAAGGGAAAAGGUAGCCACUUUAGCUCAUGAAGCUAGGGAAGCUCGAAUGAACCAACCUACUGGACCUGCUGUUCAUUUAGCUGCUGCUACUAAUUGGUUGGUUAAAUAUAAAUUUACAGGGUUAGUUAUAUUCUUCAACGCUUUGCUGUUGUAUCUGUUUAUGCGAAUACUUCAACCAAUCGAUCAAGACGAACGAAAACCGAGUUGAAGGCCAUUUUAAGCAAAGUUUAAACUCUUCAAGAUAUUUCAUUAAUUUUGAAGCUUCUCCGAUAUCUUUACAUAUCUGUAUUGUUUGAUCUAAAUGAAUUUGUUGAUUGUUAAAAGUGUGUAUUCAGAUCAACCUGAGAACCAUUUUGCUGCUCAAAAAUACUCCAACGCAUGAAUUAAUAUACAUAAUUACCAUCACAUCAUUCAUGAUAAAAUUGUUAUAUUGUUAUUAAAAUUUUGGUUGUGGAGUUAAA
Messenger RNA from Tetranychus urticae (two-spotted spider mite), 4378 nucleotides. RefSeq lists its product as uncharacterized. The record is from RefSeq and is a predicted model, not a curated record. NCBI's taxonomy places the organism in Eukaryota, Metazoa, Arthropoda, Arachnida, Trombidiformes, Tetranychidae.